AUGCUUCGCUAUCUUCAACUUCUAACACAAGGCACCGAUGCCGCAAACUCGGGAACGGCGCGCCAUCACAGAAACAGAGGAGAAAGUGGUACGACAACAGAGCAAGCAUCUUCACACGCACACGGACUUGAAGACAGGUUAACUAGCGAGACCCAUUUGCGUCGCUUCACUGAGACCGUACUGGACUCACGGCAACAGGAAAUUGAGGACCGUGAAAUGGAGAAAGACGAACUGGUACUCCGUGUGGAAACACUCGAAAAACAGCUUGCUAUCACCCAACAGCAGCUCGAGGAGACCCAGGACCAGGUUUUUCGUCUACAACCUAGCAGAAAGGACAUUACAGAAUCAGAGGCAAAGGAUGCCUACAAGACUCUUGUUGCGAAUGUUCAACGAUGGGUUGAGAACCGUGCCGGACAUGUCAUUGAUGAAUUGGAAACCGGCCGCCUCACGAGUAGACCAGUUCCUCCAGAAGGUUCACGACUUGUCACACUUCUCAGAGAACAAUCCAGGCGGUGUAUUAAUGUGAGUCAAUCUGAUGAGUUCCAAAUCAUGGGAGCCAUUAUGAACUAUCUCCACAUUACCAUGUUUUCCAAGUCAUUUUAUUGUCCUCUGGAUGAUAGUGACGACGACGGAACCGCUGUCUGGAUUGAUGAGCUUGAAAGCACUAUGUCUCGGCUGCAAAGAGAUAUAACUCAGUGCAGGGAAUGGAGAAGUGAAACGUUGACAGCGCUGACACACCAACCCGCCUUCAAAGCUCGACGGCAACGGUAUAUCAAUUUUGUUGUCGAUGAUCUGACUUCUUUGCUAUCAAUUGUUGUGCCAAGAACACCUCCCGCAGAUCUUCAGGCUUCUGUUCGACGGAGUAUCGUGGAGCCUGCGGCAGACCUCGUCCACCAGCUUCACCUGGCACCUAGUAUCUAUUCCUUGAAGUGGCCAGCUCGGUCAGCCUCAACACGACUUGAAGUUUACCAAUGCUUCAACCUUGCAAAUGGGGGGACACUUCUUGACUUAUCUGGGACCAAGUCCUCUUCGCCAGCAAGGCGCAAUGUCAUGUAUUUAUUUGAUAUAGCUCCUGGGCUGUUUGUCGAGAGGAUUGACGAGGGGAGAAAGCUCGGGCUGAAAGCAAUUGUCAAGCCUACCGUUCUCGUUACAAACGCAGGGGGGGAUAUAUCUCAGGGGCCAACGGUAAUGAGAUGGCUAUGGGAUGGCAUACCAUCUUCCCAGGGUUCCAGCCGAAGCGCAUCAAGGGCGUCAAGUGCAAGAAGGCCAGCUGGAUCCGUCGUGUCAUCAUCAGGCAGAUCAAGAUAUUAG
This is a messenger RNA of Fusarium venenatum, 1311 nucleotides long. NCBI's taxonomy places the organism in Eukaryota, Fungi, Ascomycota, Sordariomycetes, Hypocreales, Nectriaceae. The record is from RefSeq and is a predicted model, not a curated record.